CUGGGCUGGGAUGGACCCCGCUCUGUCUUCAGGGAUCAAUGCGCAUCUGUGAGUCGUUCCGCGGGUCCACACUAGGAGGCACCGCCGCUGCCUGCGUCCCCCAUUCACUCUCAGCACCGCACAGCAACCGGAAGAAGCUGUUUGAAUGUGUCAUACCAUGUCUGAAGUUAAGUGUCCGACGCCAGGCGUUUGAAAACCCGCUGUCUGCAAACCGAAGAAUACUACAGAUAUGUAGUCUUUAAACCGCCGCCCUCUUCAUCAGCAGACCAGAAGCGAUAAUCGACUCAUAUUGAAACCAUCGUUGAUUUCCCUAGAGAGUGAUGUCUGGAGCGUCAAGCAAUGAGUGUCCACACUUGGAGUGUGUGGGGGAGAUCACCAAGGAAGAACUCAUCCUGAAGUCUCAUGGUCAGUGUCAAGACUGUAAAGUCGGGGGACCAAACCUUUGGGCUUGUCUCGAGAAUGGCUGUUCAUAUGUUGGCUGUGGGGAAUCACAUGCGGACCACAGCACUUUCCACUCUCAGGAGACACGGCACAACCUGACGGUGAAUCUGACCACUUUGAGAGUGUGGUGCUAUGCCUGUUCCAAGGAGGUUUUCCUGGAAAGAAAACUGGGUCCACAUGCACAGUUGCCCAGCGCUGCCAAGCCCAUCUCCGCAGUACAGACUCCCAGCCCGGACCCCAAAGCUCCUGGGAGCCCCACCUCGCUGAGAGUUCCUCCAGCAGGAACCUGUGAUGACCUGGAUAUAGAGACUGAGGAGGAGGAUGAACUGAGGACCAGAGGUCUGACUGGACUGAAGAACAUUGGCAAUACCUGCUACAUGAACGCAGCUCUCCAGGCGCUUUCCAACUGUCCUCCACUGACACAGUUUUUCCUGGACUGUGGUGGUCUGGUGAAGACCGACAAGAAGCCAGCGCUAUGCAAGAGCUAUCAGAAACUCAUCACAGACCUUUGGCACAAAAACAGGAACUCCUAUGUUGUUCCUACAAAUCUAUUCCAGGGCAUUAAGGCUGUAAACCCAAUGUUUCGUGGUUAUUCCCAACAGGACUCCCAGGAGUUCCUGCGUUGUCUGAUGGACCAACUCCACGAGGAGCUCAAGGAGCCCAUUCCUGACCCCGAGGACCCAAACCAGGCUGUGGCCAUGGAUGACAGUCCCGAUGAGGACAACCACAGCCAAUCAGAUGACUUCCAGUCCUGCGAGUCUUGCGGCAGCAGCGAUCGUGCUGAUAGAGAAGGCCCCAGAGUCCCAGAAGACAUCAAUGAAGCUGAGAUGCUGAUUUCAGAGCAGAACCAAAACAACCGAGACUGGCAGAAAGAGAAGAAUCUCAUCAACAACCUGUACCGUGCCGGUUCCCAUGGCGACCUGGAUAAAGACGUGGACACGACCAAUGAGUCGAGGCCAAUAAUCAGCAGCCAAGGAGCCAUUAAAUGCCAGGGCCGAAAUUCUGACUCAAACUCUGAAAUCCAGGUCAGCAGUACCAUCAGACCACACAGUCCCAAUGGAAAUGAGGGUGUCACAUCUAGACUGUCCAGCAGUCCCCCCAAAUCCUCAAUGUGGCCAAACCUGAGCUCUACUCACAAGAAAGUACCCUCGUUCAUCCCACCAAAGAGCAAGCGGCAGAGGAAAUAUCGCAGCAUCAUCUCUGAAGUGUUCGACGGCACCAUUGUCAGCUCAGUUCAGUGCCUGACCUGUGACAGGAUCAAAUGGGUAAAUGCAGUCUUGUUGCAGUUUCGUUCCUCCCACCAGACGGCUCUAGUCAAGGCUGGUUCGUGUGGAGAAGCCUACGCCCCUCAAGGCUGGGUUGCUUUCGUCAUGGAAUAUAUCAAGAGUUGGUUCUGGGGGCCUGUGGUCACGCUGCAGGACUGUCUGGCUGCCUUUUUUGCAAGGGAUGAACUAAAAGGAGACAACAUGUACAGCUGUGAAAAAUGCAAGAAGUUACGGAAUGGGGUCAAAUUCUGCAAAGUUCAGAGUUUGCCAGAGAUUCUGUGCAUUCAUCUCAAGCGCUUCAGACAUGAACUUAUGUUCUCCACCAAAAUCAGCACUCAUGUGUCCUUCCCUUUGGAAGGCCUCGAAAUGCAGCCCUUCCUGGCCAAGGACUGCUCCGCCCAGACCACCACCUAUGACCUGCUGUCAGUCAUCUGUCACCACGGCACUGCCAGCAGUGGCCACUAUAUUGCCUAUUGUCGGAACGAACUGAACCAGCUGUGGUACGAGUUUGAUGACCAGAGCGUUACUGAGGUGUCUGAGUCCUGUGUUCAAAACGCUGAGGCAUAUGUGCUCUUUUACAAGAAAAAUAACGAUGAGACUAAGAAGGAGAGGCGGAAGGUGACCAGUCUGCUCAACAUGAUGGAGCCAAGCCUCCUGCAGUUCUACAUCUCCCGCCAGUGGCUGAACAAGUUCAAAACCUUCGCUGAGCCAGGACCCAUCUCCAACCAUGACUUCCUGUGUGCCCACGGAGGAAUUCCACCAAAUAAAGCCUCGUCUGUUGACGAUCUUGUUAUGAUGCUUCCCCAAAAUGUAUGGGACCAUCUGUAUAGCAGGUAUGGAGGCGGCCCCGCUGUCAAUCACUUGUAUGUCUGCCACACCUGCCAGAACGAGAUCGAGAAGCUGGAAAAACGUCGCAAGAAUGAGCUGGACAUGUUUGUUCGGCUCAAUAAGGCGUUUCAGGAGGAGGAGUCUCCUGUGGUGAUAUACUGUAUCAGCAUGCAGUGGUUCCGGGAAUGGGAAGGCUUUGUCAAAGGCAAGGACAUAGACCCACCAGGACCAAUUGAUAACUCCAAGAUUGCUGUAAAUAAAAAUGGACACAUCACAUUAAAACCAGGUGCCGAUUCAGGUCAGAUAUCUGAAGAGACCUGGAACUUCCUCCAUUCCAUUCACGGAGGAGGGCCGGUGGUGACCGUGCGGCCCAGUGUCAGCCAUCAGGAGGCCGAAACUUCCCAGGCAGAGGAGAAGAUCGAAGUGGAGACGCGCUCAGUGUAGUUGUGCUGCGAUGCUGCUGGAACGCAAGGGGACCGAGAAACACUUAUUAUUUUGCACUUCACUCUUGUUUUCAAACAUUCGAGCAAAGGACCUUACAGCUUCACCUCAGCAUACACACUUCUGCCACACUCUCCAUACCCUUUAUGACUGUUCUUUAUAGCAGAUGGAUGGAUUAAACGUCCUCCAGUGUGCUUUAUAUUUGUAUAUAUCGUGCAUAUCCAUUUCCUCUUGACACUAGAAGCCAAUUAGACUUAAGGCACAGUUUCACGGUCCAUUAAUGCAUUUGAUUUCUAUGUGCAGCUGCGUUCAUGACAGAUUUUGCUUCGCCCAAACCAAAUGGCCCAUGAUUUGUGUACACCGAAAAUGAAUUCCACUGCAUCUGUAGAUAUUUUUGAGGCACUGCCUCGAUUAAGAACACAAAAUAAUAUGUUGUCUUAGUGGAUGAAAACUUCAUGUUUUGGGUAUGAAGGGAUACUAAAUGCUACGUAGUCUCAGGAAAGAACAUUUUUGUUUUGCACUGUACUGUAGAUUCAAAAGCGUGCAUGCUUCAGCUCUGAUGUUCGAUAUGUAUUUGAAUGUACUAGUACUUAAAGAACACAUGCACUAAUGUUAUUUAUUCCAGAGGGGUAUGAUUAUUCUGGCAUUCAUGGACGUUUCCUUUGUUCGAAAAUGAUUCGACGAGCUAAAUCGAAGCAGAAUGCACCGCUAAUAAGAAUGAUGUGGCACAUUAUGCUGGCAAGAAAAUCAAUUCCUCAUUUUUAUUUGUGUUGCAUAGCUGUGCCACUGAGUUGCAUGGAGAUGCAAACAAUAAGGUGCACAUUUGAACACAUCGUUGGCUGUCUUGUUUAAAAAUGCUAUGUGAAAGAAAAAAAUCCGAUCAAUUAAAUCCUGCUGCCUCACAUGUGUACAUUCAAGGCAUUAUUUAAUGUAUAGAAGGAUGUGAUGUCGUUUUUCAAUAUUAAUUGUCCAGAGACGAAAGCUGUAUCUGAGUGGCUACUAUUAAAUCGGAAACUUA
Molecule: messenger RNA, 3993 nt
Organism: Sinocyclocheilus anshuiensis
Lineage: Eukaryota; Metazoa; Chordata; Actinopteri; Cypriniformes; Cyprinidae
Product: ubiquitin carboxyl-terminal hydrolase 33-like
Exons: 26
Coding region: 321-2978 (885 amino acids)
Biological process (GO): protein deubiquitination
Molecular function (GO): cysteine-type deubiquitinase activity; zinc ion binding
Source: RefSeq, a predicted model, not a curated record